Molecule: messenger RNA, 1161 nt
Organism: Amphimedon queenslandica
Lineage: Eukaryota; Metazoa; Porifera; Demospongiae; Haplosclerida; Niphatidae
Product: polyamine oxidase-like
Exons: 1
Coding region: 1-1161 (386 amino acids)
Biological process (GO): polyamine catabolic process
Molecular function (GO): oxidoreductase activity
Source: RefSeq, a predicted model, not a curated record
AUGGAUACUAAUAGUACUGGGCAAUACAAUGUCGUUGAUGCUAGAUCAGUCACUGAAGAAUUUGAUAAACUUUUUGAUAAAAUAUUUGAAAAUAAAUCAAAUAUCUCAGUUGGAGAUGCAUUAAGAUAUGAAGGGUGGAAUCCUGAUACCCUAUUGAAACAAAUUGUCGAAUGGAGUAAGUUCAAUUAUUUUUAUGCAACGACAAGUGAUCGAUCAUCUCUUCCUUUAUUAAUCGCCGAAUAUGACCAAUACAAGUUUGAAGGUGAGUCUGAUUUCAUGGUUACUGAUCAGCGUGGGUAUGUUUCGAUUGCUCAUUGUAUUGCUGAGCCUAUUUCAAAUAGGAUAGAACUAGGAGCAGUGGUUACAAGUAUUGAUUGGAAUGAUGAGUGUUUCUGUGCUCAUGUUGCUGGGCAGGGAAGGGUCUGUGGUGAUUAUGGCAUUACAACAUUUUCCAUUGGAGUAUUGCAGAAUUUUCUUGAAAAUGGUCAAUUUAACGGAACUCUCAGUAGGAGAAAAAUUGAUGCAAUAAAAUAUUCAGAAAUGGCUGUGUAUCACUCUAUAAGUGUUGGUUUUCCCAGCUCAUUCUGGAAUACAAACACUGAUAUUAUUUAUCGAACUGAAGCUCGAUUAGGCUACUAUCCUGUGAUAGAUACAUCUGGUAAAGGAAUACCAGGAUCACCUGCAAUAGUAUUAAUGGCUGUGACUGGUGAUGAAGCUAAAAGAGUAUCGGGUCUUACUAAGGAUGAAAUCUAUGAUGAAAUUAUGGACGUGAUGCGACUUUGGUAUGGUAGUGAUAUUCCUAAUGCUACUGACAUUGAAUAUUACGACUGGUAUAGUGAUGAAUUUUAUCGUGGCAUGUUUUCCAACAUUCCACUAAAUCUAACUCUUGAAGAGAAAGAAAACCUUGCUGUACCAGAAGGAAGGUUAUACGUCAGUGGUGAAGGUGUCAUGGUCUAUUCUACUGGAACUGUUCAUGCUGCCUACUGUAGUGGCAUUGAUUCUGCAACUGAUAUACUAGAAAAGAAAGGUCUUAGUGAGAGGAGUACCUUUCUACCCAAAUGUGAAGAUAAAACUACACCUCCGUCCUCUGCUUAUUCCAUGAGAAUGUCUCUGAUUACCUUCAUCAUGACAUUGUUCAGUCUCUUUUUGCUCCUGCUUUAG